AACCAACUGUGCGAGGCCUGUACAGUUUUGUUGUUGACCUUCGCGAGUCGAGACGCUAGUGGAUUUUUCAUCGCGGAGGCCCUCCGGGAGCAUCAGAGCACACUAUUUUCCACGACGUUGCCUCGCGUUUUUCACAAAGAACCUUUGACGCGCCUCCGCAGUUUGCAGUUGUUGGCUGCACUGCUCUUCGACAGGGAGUUUUUGUACCCACAAGGAUAUCAAAAUUAA
Amoebophrya sp. A25 is the source of this 228-nucleotide messenger RNA. The record is from the annotation of a GenBank genome assembly. Lineage: Eukaryota; Dinophyceae; Syndiniales; Amoebophryaceae.